CUGACAGACGGUGAGAGCCUCUGCCACAGAGCUGUCGGUGCAAGAGAGUAGCCUGUCGUCGGUAGCCUGUACGGACCGAAAAAUACAAGUCGAGCACUCCUGGACUUCGGACCACUUCACCCCCUGUUUCCCCGUCGAGCAUCUUGUUUUGACCAAAACGAAAAUAUUUCCUCUUGCCUCUUGCAUCCUGACUUUUUUGUGUGGUUUUUUUUGUCCUGACUGGGGAGCUGGGGGACAUUUGCUGUCAGCUAACUUCCACAAUAGGUCGCUGCGUCGCUGGACUGCUGCAUGUGUUUUUUUAUUUUUUAUUUUUUAUAAUUUUAGCUUAACCGUUUGACUCCAGCCCUUCCAGCCGUGCCCAAUGCUGAGGAAUGGAUAGUGUGUCUGCUAAAGGUGGGAAGAUGGUCGAGAGUGAUGAGCAGCCGGAGAGGGACAGUGGCGGCGGUGGCGCAGCGAUGGCCGCACUACAUCAAUGCGAACUCAUCCAGAAUAUGAUUGAGAUCUCCAUCCCCAGUUUACAGGGGCUGCGGACCAAAUGCGCCGCGUCCAACGACCUCACGCAGCAAGAAAUACGCACUUUGGAGGUGAAGCUGAUGAAAUACAUCUGUAAACAGCUGCAGUGCAAGCAGAAAGUGCCAGAGACGGAGAGGCCCGAGGCCCUGGACAGCUACCCGCGCCUACGAGACUGGCUCCGCACCAUCAACCUGCGACCGGAGCUCAUCGAGGCGGUGGAAGCAAAGUUGACUCUGGAUGCCUUACUGCAGAUGUCAGGCGCUCAGGUGAGGGAUACCAUGCGAAGACUAGGGUCCAGUUCAGAAGAAUGUGCUCGGCUCAGUGCUGCCCUCUCCUGUCUGAAGAGUGCUGCUGAAUCAGGAGGGGAACUGAGGGAAGACAGCAGUCCGUGGCUGUCCGAGCCCACAAGGAGGGACAGUGGCUCUCUGCUGACUUCAGACCAGCUGACCGGCUUCGGGACUCCACUCCGCCCUCACAGCCCGUCGCCUCUCGCCCGCCCAUCCGCCAUCCACUCCACCCCAUCCACCCCCUGCGCCAUCUUCCCUCAUCCCCGCUCGGGCUCGGUGUCGGCGGCGCCCACGCCCGAGGCGCUGGCGUCGUACGGCCACAGCGAAAGCCCCCUCACGGACCCGUUCCCGAUGUUCUUCUCCCGCGCAGCCCGGCUCCACGGGCACACGUCCACCCCGCCUGCAACUCCACCCUCCAAGAGGCGCCACCAGCUGAAGCCCCCCUGCACCCCUCCGCCUCCGUCCCGCAAAGUGCUGCACCUCCUUCCCAACAUCACCCUGACGCGCAGCAAGAGCCACGAGUCCCAGCUGGGCAACCGCAUCGAGGACCCGCCCUCCAACAAGUGUGUUAAGAAGAAUAAGUUGUUACUGAAUAUGCAAGUUAACGGGAACGGAUGCGAGGACUCGCCUUCCCGUUACCCCGUCAUGUCUGCGCGCACCCCCGGAAUCACCCCGGCUGCCACCACGGCGUCUUAUACCCUGCCCGGCACGCCCACCCUCCUGGAGGAGCACAGCAGCAUUAAGAAUAACGUAGCAGCGCAUCGCGGCUCCCCGCAAGCAGUGAGGAGGGACAUCGGCCUAGCAGUCACACACAGGUUUUCCACCAAGUCCUGGCUGUCCCAGACAUGUCAGGUGUGCCAGAAGAACAUGAUGUUUGGGGUUAAGUGCAAACACUGUCGGUUAAAGUGCCACAACAAAUGCACAAAGGAAGCCCCGUCCUGCAGGAUCUCCUUUCUGCCAAUCGCCAAAAUUCGGAGGACCGAGUCCGUUCCGUCUGAUAUAAACAACCCCGUGGACCGGCCGUCAGAAUCACCGCAGUUCGGCACACUACCAAAGGCCAUUACGAAAAAGGACCAUCCUCCAGUGCUGAACCAGCUGGACUCCAGCAGCAAUCCGUCCUCCACCACCUCGUCCACACCUUCCUCCCCCGCGCCCUUCCAGCAGAGCAACCCCCCCAGCGCCACCCCGCCACCCAACCCCUCGCCCAAAGGCCAUCGGGACAGCCGCUUCAAUUUCCCCGCUGCCUGUUACUUUCAGCAUAGACAGCAGUUUAUCUUCCCCGAUGUCUCCAGCCCUGCUCAUUUGCACCCUGAUGUCCUCCAAGUCACUGUCAGUGAGAGAGAGCAAUCGGCGGAUGACAUACACGCCCAGCUGGUAGAAGAUGAAGAUGAAGAGGAAGAGGAAAUAGAGGACGAAGACGAAGACCCCGAAGUGGAGAACGAUAACGAGGACGAUGAGGAGGAGGACGAUGAAGGGGAGGAUGAGGACGAGGAGGAGGACAUGAGGAUGAACGUGGGCUCCGACGGCGAGUGCGAUGAGCUGGAUGAUCUGCCCGGCUCCCGGGGGAACCAGUGGAAGGGUCCCAUCUCCCGCAAGGCGAGCCAGACCAGCGUCUACCUGCAGGAGUGGGACAUCCCUUUCGAGCAGCUGGACCUCGGGGAGCUCAUAGGAAAGGGCCGCUGGGGCAGAGUGCACAAGGGGCGGUGGCACGGCGAGGUAGCCAUCCGACUCCUCGAGAUCGACGGGAACAACCAGGACCAUCUGAAGCUCUUCAAGAAGGAGGUGAUGAACUACAGACAGACCAGGCACGAGAACGUGGUCCUCUUCAUGGGGGCCUGCAUGGCUCCGCCCCACCUCGCCAUCAUCACCAGUUUCUGUAAAGGCAGGACGCUGUAUUCCGUUGUGAGAGACACUAAAAACAUGUUGGAUAUUAAUAAGACGAGACAAAUUGCGCAGGAGAUUGUAAAGGGAAUGGGCUAUCUGCACGCUAAAGGCAUUGUUCACAAAGACUUGAAGUCGAAGAACGUUUUUCACGAUACCAACAAAGUCAUAAUCACAGACUUCGGGCUGUUUGGGAUCUCUGGAGUUGUUCAGGAGGGGAGGCGUGAGAACAAACUAAAACUUCCACAUGGCUGGAUUUGUUAUCUCGCACCAGAGAUCGUGCGCAGGAUGAGCCCAGGUAACAACGAGGACCGCCUCCCUUUCUCCACCGCGGCAGACGUGUACGCCUUCGGCACCAUUUGGUAUGAGCUUCAAGCUCGGGACUGGCCGAUCACCAACCAGCAUGUGGAGGCUACCAUCUGGCAGGUGGGGAGCGGAGAGGGCAUAAAGAAGGUCUUGGCGGAGAUCAGUCUGGGCAAGGAGGUCACUGAGAUCCUCUCCGCCUGCUGGGCGUACGACCUGAGGGAGAGGCCGACCUUCACCCAGCUGGCCGACAUGCUGGAGAAGCUGCCCAAACUCAACCGCAGGCUCUCCCACCCCGGACACUUCUGGAAGUCUGCAGAGUUGUAGCAGCCGCUCUGAAAUCUAAGCAAUGCAAAACAAAAGCCUGGGACUGCCUUGCAUGCUCUUGUAUCCUUAACUCUUAUGGGAUUGAUCAAAGCGUCGCCUCUGCCUGAAACAGACACCGCUUCCACUAAUCCCACAGUCUGAUCUUCUGUGUCUAACCGUCGCGUUUGUGUUGUCGGGAAGAGAGGAUCGGUGGAGCGAGGUGUGACGGCGGGGAUGGGGAGGGGAGGGAGGGGCACAGCUGUCGUCCUUCAUGCUUUUCCCUCCCUUUCGUCUGACGUCUCUUUGCCUUCCUUUAUGGUUUUCGGUUCCACAACGUUGUUUCCGGGACUCCGAGGCUUUGCAAAUACCCGGCUCGUGGUGUCUGUGCUGAGGCCGACUGGUGUGCUGUGGUCCGCUCACCUUCUCUGUGCUGCUGUGACGUGGCUGUUUCUCCCCGGGGGGGGUGCAUGACCACGGGGCUCUUUUUCUCUCCGAAACACACGCGCACAAAAAAAAUUAAUGAAAAAUACAAAAAACACACACUGCUGGACAUAAAAUGGACCCCACCACCAAACGGACCGCUUCAUUUAUCUGUGUUAAAGGGGGGGGGGGGGGGGGGGGGGGCAGGGGGCUGAGUGCCUCUCUGCUUCUCUCUGUUUUUAACGGUUGUGUGAUGUGCUGAGAUGGUCACCAGCCCAUGUCUAGACACCUUAUGCACUUUGUCAAUGGGAGGAUAAAAAAAUAAUCAUGAACUCUUUUUGUUGUUGUUUAGUUUGCUUUUGAAUAGUCACAUAUUUGCAGUGUUUUCUUUCUUCUUUUUUUUUUUUAUUUGUUUGUCUUCAGGAGGGUCUCAGAGGCUCGGACGGUGUGAUAUGUUCGCUUGUUUGUUGUCUAUUUGGAGUGUAACCUGCUGAAUCCACUGUUUAUUGGAUGCAUUUGAGUGACGGGGCCCUGAUGGAGACUUGUGUUGGCUAAACGACGGCUGAACUGAAAAGACACAGGUCAAAAUAUUCCCUUCAUCAUUCACAAUCCACAUGGGAAUAGAAUAAAGCUGGCUAAAUGUCCAUCCUUCUGAUGUGUAAAGUGCACCUUAUAGGAAUAUGAGUUAUUGAGAAAGAUACUUCUGUCAAGAAGUUGAGUGAUUUUUCAUUCUCUGUGCAAAAAAAGAAAAAGUAUAAAUCAGGAACCUGGUGCAAAAAGUGUCCUAUAUCUUCCUAAAACAUUAACUCUUGUGCGCGCUUGUGUAUACUGUUUGUGAUUGCUGGCUUCAGUUGGUGUGUGUGUGUGUGUGUGUGUGUGUGUGUGUGUGUGUGUGUGUGUGUGUGUGUGCGUGUGCGCGUGUGUGCGUGCGUCCUGUGCUGGAAUACGUAGGGUUGGUUUUUUUUUUCGUGAGAGACUGCGGUAAAUGUUGUGUUGCAAAUCCAAUGGUAUGUAAUGUACAUACAUUAUUUUAUGUAUAGCAAAUGAACAUGGUUCUUCUAAUAUUUGUACAAACUGUUUUCUAUGAAAAAUACAUCACAUUGUUUUGAAUAGGUACUGCUAUGUCUAUUUACAGAUGUGUAUAUAUAUUUAUAUUUUUUUCAGGUAUAAGAUACUGUAUAAACGCUGUACAAUGUUUUUUUUAGAAUGGGCCAAUACAUGUUUUUUUAUGUUGUUGUAAAAAUUCAUAUUUUUGUAUUGCAUGUGACUACCAUUCUGUACACGCUGUUUCUGUUUUCAUCCAUGAAAGACAAUAAAAUGAGGCUUGUCAUGUAA
Messenger RNA from Anarrhichthys ocellatus (wolf-eel), 5045 nucleotides. RefSeq names its product kinase suppressor of Ras 1. The transcript has 21 exons. Bases 372 to 3311 code for a protein of 979 amino acids. Lineage: Eukaryota; Metazoa; Chordata; Actinopteri; Perciformes; Anarhichadidae. Gene Ontology annotation, cellular component: cytoplasm. Gene Ontology annotation, molecular function: ATP binding; protein kinase activity. The record is from RefSeq and is a predicted model, not a curated record. Gene Ontology annotation, biological process: Ras protein signal transduction; protein phosphorylation.